Molecule: messenger RNA, 2480 nt
Organism: Seriola aureovittata
Lineage: Eukaryota; Metazoa; Chordata; Actinopteri; Carangiformes; Carangidae
Product: H-2 class I histocompatibility antigen, L-D alpha chain-like
Exons: 7
Coding region: 207-1244 (345 amino acids)
Biological process (GO): immune response
Cellular component (GO): external side of plasma membrane
Source: RefSeq, a predicted model, not a curated record
CAGAGUAAAAACCCAGAGCAAGCGGCGGAUAAAACGCUUAAAACGAGUUUUAUAAACGAGAGGAGAGACUGCAUUUGGUUCAAAAUGUUACUCACUGCGAUCUUUGUCCUUUUGGGGACAGGAUUGACGAGAUUCAUUCCCUCACUUACAUCUACACGGCCCUCUCCAAACCUGUCGGACUCCCCGGUAUCCAUGACUUCACAGCCAUGGGUCUGAUGGACAGCAGGAUGAUUGACUACUAUGACAGUGAUAACCAGAAGAAAGUUCCCAAGCAGAAGUGGAUGGAAGAGAAGCUUCCCAGUGAUUACUGGGAGAAAGGCACACAGUCCCGCCAGAGCAAGCAGCAGUGGUUCAAUGUCAACAUUGGCAUCCUGAUGGAGCGAAUGAGACAGAAUAAUACAGACGUCCAUGUCCUUCAGUGGAUGCACGGCUGUGAGGGAGACCUGCAGGAAGAUGGCAAGUUAAAGUUCAUUCGUGGUAUGGACAUGUACAGCUACGAUGGAGACAACUUCCUGGCCUUCGAUGACACCAACUCAGUGUGGGUCGCCCCGUCUCCUGAGGCAGUCCUCACCAAGAGGAAGUGGGAUGGUGUUGAUGUCCUAAAAGAGUACACCAAAGGCUACCUGGAGAACGAGUGUAUGGAUUGGUUGACCAAGUUCAUGAAGUAUGGACAAGAACAGCUAACAGCGGCCUCUCCACCUGAAGUCCACCUGUUUGCAAAGAACUCAAAGGUUAAGACGAACAUCAUUUUGACAUGCCUGGCCACAGGUUUCUACCCAAAAGACAUGAUCCUGCGGAUCAAAAGGAACGGCCGUGUUCUCUAUGGAGAUGAUGGAUUAACAACCUCGGGCGUUCGACCAAAUCAAGACAACACUUACCAGAGGAGAGACAGUGUGGAGAUUCUAAAAACUGACAAGUCUACAUACACCUGUGAAGUCAUUCAUAAAGCAUCUGGUGUACACGUUGAGAGUGGAUGGGAUCACAUUAUUCCUUCAGAGCCUGGAGUUGACGGUACUACCAUUGGUGUGGCUGUGGCUGUGGCUGUGGUCAUCUUGCUUCUUGUGGUUGCAGCAGUGCUGGUUGUGUUGUACAAAAAAGGCAAAUUUGCUAAGACCAAUGGAGAUGACAACACCUCUGCAUCCAGUACCACCUCUGGAGGCAAUAACAGCUCAGCAGCCAGUGUCGACCUUCAAGAGAAAGAUUCACUUAUCAAUCCAGUGAAGAAAGCAUCGGAGAGUGUCUAAACAGCGGUGACUCUGGUGUCUCUGGUGACUCUGUUCAGGCUUGUAAGUAUCUUUGUUGAGUAACUAAAAGCUGCAGUGAGCAGGUUCACAGUUCGGCAGCUCAAGUGGCAGCUCGGGGGAACUGCUGGAACUGGUGAAGGACUGACUCACUCAAGUUACAAAACAAGAAGUUACUGAGAACUCCCUCCCGUUCCCUCAGAUCCUCUUCCUCCACACACCUGUCUGUCCCCUCCGCCCGUCUCACCACCAUGGGGAGUAGAGCAUUCAGCCCCUCUGCUCCCUGUCUCUGGAAUCUACUACCACCCCAACUCAGAAAAAUCGAUUCAUUCCCCCAUUUCAAAUCACAACUCAAAACACAUCUGUUAAAAACUACCUUUUCCGUCUGAAGCCAAUUGCUCUGUCACUUUUGUAUUGUUUUUAUUUUUAUAUUUCAUUUUUAUUGUUGCUUCUUCUUAAUGAGUUUUUAAUCUCAAUUUGUGUAACUCUGUACGGUGUCCUUGAGAGCCAAGAAAGGCGCCUUUAAAUAAAAUGUAUUAUUAUUAUUAGUAUUACUACUGGGCAGGGGAUAGAAAUGAAAAACAUGUUAACACAACAGGAAAACAUGUUAAAGUGUUCAGUGUUUUGGUGAGGCCUUAAUAAAGAUUGCAUAUAAUACAAAAAACAAAACGGAUAUGAUAUGUGAUUUUUAAGGAUUAUGCAUUUAAAAAAAUUUUUUGUCUUAAUUUAGUGAUAAGCAGACGCAAAUUUAUUAUUUUCUGUUUUGGGCUUUUGAGUGCUUUAUCAAUUGUAGAAGUUUUAUCUUAUUUUUUAUUGUAUUUUUUUUACUCUUCAUUUUUUCUCACAAUUUCUUCUGCUAAAAAUUGCACUUUUGUUUUUAAAUAUCUUUAGAAAAACAAUAAUCAAUUUGUUGGUCUAAGAAAUCAGUGAAUCCUAAAAUCUGUUAACAUGUAUUUGUUCAAUGGUUAGACUAAUGACAAAUAUUAAAUGUUUGUAGUUUCUGUCUAAAACGUUUCAAUUUGUUAAAUUCAUUAACAAACUAAUGUGAAUCAGCAACAAUUAUGGAAUGACAUUAAAUUAAUGCAAAUUUUUGUACUGUCUAUAUUAAAAUGACAAUGGUAGGACAUGAACACAGCUUAAGCAAUUUGUCUCCUGUUUGUUUUUCUAUUCUGUUUGUACAGUGUGUCUGAUUGCAUGUCUACCUACAUUAAAUAAAUAAGUAAUUUGGAAAAAGUCAAA